Messenger RNA from Propithecus coquereli (Coquerel's sifaka), 4188 nucleotides. It is a transcript of the gene PWWP3B, whose product is annotated as PWWP domain-containing protein MUM1L1. The transcript has 5 exons. Lineage: Eukaryota; Metazoa; Chordata; Mammalia; Primates; Indriidae. The coding region runs from base 657 to 2741 and encodes 694 amino acids. The record is from RefSeq and is a predicted model, not a curated record.
AGUCUUGGGGGAGGAGCCGCAGUACAUACAGGCGUCGGAGGCUUCCGCGGAGGAGAAGCCGCUUGGAGGUAAUGGCUGUCGUGAAUGCUAGUUAUUUGAGGAGAUUUCUUGAGGAUAUGAGGUAAAGCCUAGCCACAGAAAGGCAGUGCAGCCGCAGAAGUGCUGAGCAGAGGAAAGGCCCUGCUGGACAAGCAGUUAGAGUGAGAAUCUAGACAGCUGGGUCACAGGGCCAGACCCUCCACGAUCCACGUGACACCUAGGUUAAUAUCAGAGAUACACGUGACCUGGACAAUCUGCAUGUGAUGCCAGGAUAGCCUCAGAAAGUCAGUGCAACCACAGAAGUGCCAAGCAGGUUAAAGGCCCUUUUGGACAAGCAGUUGGAGUGAGAAUCAAGACAGCCGGAUCAUAGGGCCAGACCUUCCAGGAUCUACAUGACAGUGGUAUCUUCCAGUAUUAUUCAUACAACGCACUCAAGCAUCCGUGGAAAUUGAAGUGGAGAAGGACAGACCACACAAACUGUAAACCCUUUGUAGUUCUAAGACAAAAGGGGCUUUGAUAUAAGUAUUGGUUUUGGUAGGACCUGCCUUAGCAGUAACAAGAACAGCUAGCCACCUCAACCUCUGAUAAUAACCCUUGGCACACAAAUCUAAAUCAUAAUGGAUGCCCAGUAUGUCCUAUGCAAUUGGAAAGACCAGUUAUGGCCAGCAAAAGUUUUGUCCAGAUCUGAAACUUCAUCAGACAGUAAGAGAAAAAAGACAUUUUCCCUAGAAGUUCAGAUACUCUCACUAGAUGAAAAAAUUAAAGUGGACAGCACAGAAACAAAGAUCCUAGAUAAAUCUCAAAUUGAAGCCAUUGCCUCCUCACUAGCAGUACAGUCAGAGGUCAGUGCUCCACCUGCAGAGGAAACGGCCUAUGGAAGAUCUCUAAAAGUGGCACUGGAUAUUCUGAAUGAGAGAACAAAUUUGAGUGAAUCAAGCAUUUCAGAUGAAGAGGAGACCAGUAUACUGUUUCAAAAUGAACCACAAAACCUGUCUGAUUCACCCCCUCGUAAGAAGUAUCGAAAGCACGAAGGGGACUUACCAAAGUAUCUUGAAGAGAGUGAAAACUCACCAUACCUGUUGAUAUCUUCAGAGAGUGAUGAUUCCCUGUAUGAUGACAAAUCACAGAUAGAAACAACCAUUGGUACUAUUCCAAGUGAAACUGAGACAAAGUCAUCACAAAACUCUAGCUGGUGCCAGACUUUCCCUUCACUUUCAGAUGAUGAUGAUGAUGAAAAAGAGGACAAGAAAAAGGCUAAUAUCUCAACAGUUGUGUUUGUGCACUCCACAGUCAAAGAGGAGGGUACAUGUGUUAAAGACGAAAAAUGUGUUCCACCUUCGCCAUCAGAUAUCCUCAUUGUGCCCAAAGCUUUGAAAGAGGAGACACAAGGUAUCUGCCCAGAGACCCUGGCUGUUUCCUCUGAAUGCUCUGUCCUCUCAGAGAAUGGUGAGGAUCCUGGAGAGGGUCCCUCAAAUCCAUGCUUUGAUGCCAGCGAGAAUCAACCUCCCGUGGAAUCAGAGAUGGGUGCCACGGCAUUCACUGAGAGUUGUUCAUGGGAAAGCCAGCCUUCUUUUAGUGCCUCUAAUCCUGUCUUGGAUUAUUCACUUCCUGCGAAUAAUGAAGGAAAUCUUCAGAGCCCGGAUUUGGAGGAACUUGAGGAAGAAGUUCAAGCUUCUGACAAAUCAUUGCCUCUAGAUCCUGUUAAUGCUUCCUUGUUAGAUGAUGAUGAGGAAGAGGAAGAACUUCCACGCUUCCUUUUGCAUUAUGAGCCACGUUCGUUUGAAACAGGAAUGAUAGUCUGGUUUAAAUAUCAAAAAUACCCAUUUUGGCCAGCAGUGGUAAAAAGCAUCAGACGAAAAGAGAGGAAAGCAAGUGUGCUUUUUGUUGAGGCAAACAUGAAUCCUGAAAAGAAAGGCAUUAGAGUAACUUUUAGAAGAUUAAAGAAAUUUGAUUGUAAAGAGAAACAAACACUAGUGGAUAAAGCCAGGGAGGAGUACAGUGAAAGUAUUGACUGGUGCAUUUCGCUGAUUUGUGACUACAGAGUUAGAAUAGGUUGUGGCUCUUUUUCAGGCUCUUUCCUUGAGUAUUAUGCUGCUGACAUUAGUUAUCCAAUUAGGAAAGUAAUCAAACAGGAUACCUUCAGGAACAUGUUUCCAAAGCUCCAUAACGAGGAUAGUGGGGAAUCCAUGGUUGUGACUUCCCAGGCCAAGAAAAUGUCCUUCCAGAAAAUUCUCCCUGACCGGAUGAAGGCUGCUCGGGACCGAGCCAACAGGAACCUAGUGGACUUCAUUGUGAAUGCAAAGGGAACAGAGGACCAUCUUCUGGCUAUUUUAAAAGGCACAAAAGGAUCCAGAUGGCUGAAAUCGUUUUUGAACGCAAACAGGUUCAUGCCCUGCAUUGAAACAUACUUUGAGGAUGAAGAUCAGUUGGACGAGGUGGUCAAAUAUUUACAAGAAGUCUACAAACAAAUAGAUGAAAGAAUGCUGACUCUGAUAAAAGAUGAUAAAAUUAAGUUUAUCCUGGAAGUUCUUCUGCCAGAAGCAAUUAUUUGUUCAAUUUCUGCUGUUGAUGGGUUAGAUUACAAGGCAGCUGAAGCAAAGUAUCUAAAAGGACCAUCUUUAGGCUACAGGGAAAGAGAAUUAUUUGAUGCCAAAAUCAUAUUCGAAAAGAGACGGAGACCAUUAACAAAUGAAGCUCAUUAAAUUUCCUGAGAGUCGAAACCAUAACAGGGAGCUUUCGUAGAUGCUAGUUUUAAAAAAAAUCUCUGAAAGGUUCUCUCUAACAUGUAAAUAUUUUUUGAAAAAGGGCUUUAGGUAAUGUGUUCAAUUGUUUUGAGAUCUCUAGGAUCUGUGGGUAUCACUACAUCUUUAUUUCCUUUGCUUGUGCUUCUUCAAAGUCAAUUUUGUCAACAUAUUUCAGCAGUUCUGCUUUCCCAUACAUUUUUAGAAUGCAUAAUUCCUAUGUAACUUUUAAGAGAAAGUAUUAUUUUGUUUUAUGACAUAUCCGUGUCUGUGCUGUAUAGUUAAAUACACUGGGCACAAUUAUUUUAAUAUUAAAAUUGCACUGGUACUAGAUAUUAAGCAAGAAAAUUAGAAAAAUGUCUAAAAGAAAUGUCGAUUAUAUUUUUUUGCUUAAUUUUUAUAAAAUAUUGGGUUUUCUCUUGAGAUAGUUGAAUUAUUUUUCCUGCCAUGCCUAUUUAUUUUUGGAAAAAAAAUCUCUGAGACAUAGAACCAAAGAUAGAUAUGCUUUGCUAUAUAGUAUAACUAUAAUUGCUUUUGCAAUAACACAUCUUGAAAUUCAAAAAUAAAUAUAUAUCUGCAUGUUGACUAUAUGUAUGCAAACAACAUCUCAGCAUGCAGAAAAUAAUUUUGGCAGCCUUGAACAGGAUUGUUCAUUCUAUACUUUCUUGAAAUUCCAUUUUUGGAAGUGUUUAUCCUUCAGUAGCUGAAUAGUUUCUUAAAACAGGCUUCUGGCUGUCUUCAUAACUAACAGUGAGUAGAUCUUCUUAAUAUAGCUGUCCGAUAUGUGUAAGGCAGCUAUAGUCAUUGUAGUCAUAGUCUGGCCACUGUAGGCCUAUGAGUCCAGGCUGACUGCUUAAGAGCCCAUCUAUUAUAGUUUGAUAUAAACUGUAGAAAAAGUAAGCAUUUUGUUCUGAGUCUUUUAUCUCCAAAUAUAUAGUCAUUUGUCUCAAACCAAGCAAGCUUUAUCAUCUGGCUUAUUCGUAGAAUAGUUCCAGUUGUUUCCAGUAAUAUAAAUGAUGACUGCUAGUAAGUCAUUCCAAGGUGCUGGAAGGAGUAGAUGGACCAGAAUCUGGGGAGUUGAAAAUAGGUCACAGAAAAAGCCUUCAUUUGGCUAAAUAUGAUAAUUAAUCUGAAUAUGGUUAAAUAUUAUAGUUAAAAGUCUGAAGCCAAUUAGUGGUUUAUUCUAACUUGAAGCAAACUUUUUGUGAGAAUAAAUGUUAGAAAAAAUAAUUUUAAAAACUUGAUGUGAAAAAAUGCUAAAGGCUUUAGACGAAACUGCAUUUUUACCUCUUAGAGUGAGACAACUGUCACUCUUGGGCUCUUGUUAUGUGUUCACGUGGCUACAUGUUUAUGUAAAAUUUGCAAAAGUUUGGUGUUUUGAUUUGCAGUAAAACCAUCAUAUCCUUCA